This is a messenger RNA of Panicum virgatum (switchgrass), 1554 nucleotides long. Its product is annotated as protein MIZU-KUSSEI 1-like. Gene Ontology annotation, biological process: hydrotropism. NCBI's taxonomy places the organism in Eukaryota, Viridiplantae, Streptophyta, Magnoliopsida, Poales, Poaceae. The transcript is spliced from 2 exons. The record is from RefSeq and is a predicted model, not a curated record. Bases 282 to 1247 code for a protein of 321 amino acids.
UUAAAUCCAUACCGGCGCUUUGUCAUUUGUUACCUAACCAUCUCUCUCUCUCCCCCUCCCCUGCGCGUGUGGUCCGGUUGUAUUUAUGAAGGCUUCCGCUCGCGGCGGUAGCCUGCAACCCCUGCCCGGCUGUGCCCUUCUUCUGCUCUGUCCAAAGCUAACGGAUUCUUCUGUCACGCUGCACGUCUAAAGCUGCCACUCUCUGCAGGCCACUGCCACACCAGCUCUCUGCUUCUCUACUUCAUAUAUUGCCAGCGUUCCGCUGGGCACCUUGCACUCGCAUGUGCUGCGCCAUGGCAGCAAGGGGGGCCUUCCACGCCGCGUCGCCGGCGCCGGCCUCCGUGCCGGCCUCGCCGCUGCCGUCCAGUAAGAACGCCACGGGCGGCGGGCUCGCUAACCUGCAGUGGCUGCUCAGGAAGCGCGCCAACCGGGUGCGCCACGGCCUGCCCUUCGAGACGCAGCAGCAGCGGGACGACGACGACGAGUGCGCCUCCAUGUUCGCCGGCGCCACGCCGUACGUCGCGGCCAGCGGGGACCACGCAGAGCCGCCGGGCGGGGCGAGGCGCCGCGUCGGCGGUGGCGAGGCGCUGUCGCGGCUCCGCUCCGCGAUCCUGGCCGUGCUGGCGCGCGCGCGCCGCGGCGGGCGCCGGCGGGCGGCGAUGGCGGGCUCCUCCGUCACCGGCACCAUCUUCGGCCGCCGCCGCGGGCGCGUGCACCUAGCGCUGCAGGCCGACCCGCGCGCCCCGCCCGCGCUCCUCGUCGAGCUCGCCGCCUACUCCACCGGCGCGCUCGUCAGGGAGAUGGAGUCCGGCCUCGUCCGCCUCGCGCUCGAGUGCGAGAAGCAGCCGCCGCCGCCGUCUCCGCACCACCAGCAGACACCAGGUAGUAAUAAUCACAUUUCAGGUGACCACCAGAGGCGGCCGCGGCGGGCGCCGGCGCCGGCGCUGGUGGAGGAGGCGACGUGGCGCGCCUACUGCAACGGCCGCAAGUGCGGGUACGCCGUGCGCCGGGAGUGCGGCGCGGACGAGUGGCGGGUGCUGCGCGCCGUGGAGCCCGUCUCCGUGGGCGCCGGCGUGCUCCCGGACGGCAACGCCGCGACGGGCGCCACCGGCGGCGAGGGCGACCUCCUGUACAUGAGGGCCAGGUUCGAGCGCGUGGUGGGGUCCAGGGACUCGGAGGCGUUCUACAUGGUGAACCCCGACGGCGGCGGCGGGCCCGAGCUCAGCAUCUACCUCCUCAGGGUCUAGCUACUCUAGUCUUCUAGAAUCAAGAGGGCCGGCAAAUUAAAGAUGCUUCUAAUUUGUUUGCAAGUUUUUCUUUUUUGCUUAAAUGCUUGUGCAUGCUGAUUGCUAUGGAGAUGCAUGGGGGCUGUGCAUGUUUGGUUGUUUUGAUUGGUGGCUACUAUGUGAAAUAUUGAGGGUUAAUCUGAUUGUGUUAAUUAGCUAAGUAGCUAGCUUUACUUAAUUACAUAUCGAUUAAGUUUGGUUUCUUGUUAACUUUAGUAGGUUACAGCUUGCUGUACUGUGCAAUAAUGUUGUUUAAGAGUAAGCUAUA